Messenger RNA from Zygotorulaspora mrakii, 1650 nucleotides. It is a transcript of the gene POB3, whose product is annotated as FACT complex subunit POB3. The record is from RefSeq and is a predicted model, not a curated record. Bases 1 to 1650 code for a protein of 549 amino acids. Gene Ontology annotation, molecular function: histone binding; nucleosome binding; DNA binding. Gene Ontology annotation, cellular component: nucleus; FACT complex. The transcript has a single exon. Lineage: Eukaryota; Fungi; Ascomycota; Saccharomycetes; Saccharomycetales; Saccharomycetaceae.
AUGAGUACAGACUUUGAUAGAAUAUACUUGAACCAGUCAAAGUUCAGCGGAAGAUUCCGUAUUGCGGAUUCUGGAUUAGGUUGGAAGGCCACUGCCAGCGGUGGUUCAGCAGCUAGUCAAUCUAAGGCACCAUUUCUAUUACCAGCUACUGAAAUAUAUACAGUUCAGUGGAGUAGAGGCUGCAGAGAAUAUGAGCUGAAAAUAAAUACUAGAAAUCAAGGUGUCGUACAACUAGAUGGGUUUUCACAAGAGGAUUUCAAUUUGGUCAAAAAUGAUUUCCAUCGUCGUUUCAACGUUCAGAUAGAGCAAAAGGAACACUCGUUACGUGGAUGGAAUUGGGGAAAACUUGAUUUGACUAGGAAUGAGAUGGUAUUUGCCGUAAAUGGUAAACCAGCGUUUGAGAUUCCAUAUGCUCAUAUAAACAACUCUAACUUAACCUCCAAGAACGAAGUGGCGAUCGAAUUUAAUAUUCAGGAUGAGAAUUAUCAACCAGCGGGUGACGAAAUGGUUGAGAUGAGGUAUUACAUUCCAGGUGCUGUCUCGGAUGGAAAUGAGGAAGAAAUGCCAAAGAAAGAAGAAGAAGGGGAAAUGGUGCCAAAAAAGGAGGAAGAUGAGAAUGAGAAUGUGGAGAAGGAGUCUAAAGAGGAAAGAACUAUGGCAGAAGCUUUCCAUGAAGAGUUAAAAGCAAAGGCCGAUAUAGGUGAAGUAGCUGGUGAUUCUAUUGUAUCAUUCCAAGACGUUUUCUUUGCCACGCCCAGAGGUCGUUAUGAUAUUGAUAUCUACAGAAACUCUAUCAGGCUUAGAGGUAAGACUUAUGAAUAUAAGUUGCAACAUCGUCAAAUCCAGAGAAUCGUUUCUUUGCCAAAGGCAGAUGAUAUUCAUCAUUUAAUCGUGCUCUCGAUUGAGCCACCUUUACGUCAAGGUCAAACUACGUAUCCAUUUUUGGUAAUGCAGUUUCAAAAAGAUGAAGAGACGGAAGUACAACUUAAUCUCGAGGACGAUGAUUUUGAGAAAAAUUAUAAAGACAAACUGAAAAAGCAAUAUGACGCAAAAUCUCAUAUCGUUAUCAGCCACGUUCUAAAGGGUCUGACGGGUAAAAGAGUCAUUGUUCCAGGUGCGUAUAAAUCGAAAUAUGAGCAAUGUGCAGUAUCCUGCUCUUAUAAAGCUAACGAAGGCUAUUUAUACCCCUUGGAUAAUGCUUUUUUUUUCCUUACGAAGCCAACUCUAUAUAUUCCAUUUUCUGAUGUAAGCUCUGUGAAUAUUUCAAGAGCAGGUCAAACUUCAACAUCGUCAAAGACUUUUGAUUUGGAAGUCCUACUUCGUUCUAACAGAGGCUUUACGACGUUUGCAAACAUUAGUAAAGAGGAGCAGCAAUUAUUGGAGCAGUUUUUGAAAUCGAAGAAUUUAAGAGUGAAGAAUGAAGAUAAGGAAGCUCAAGAGAGAUUACAGAGCGCCCUUGGAUCUGAUUCUGAAGAUGAGGAUAUAAAUAUGGGAUCUGCUGGUGAAGACGAAGAAUCUUUUGACGAAGAAUUUCGCGCAAGCUCAGAUGACGACGAUGUUGCCGAAGAAUAUAAUUCUGAUAUUGCUGCCAGUAGUGACGAAGAAGGCGGUUCUGCUGAGAGGCCAGCUAAAAAGCCAAAAGUAGAAUGA